AUGGGAUCCGGGAAUGGAGGUCAAAGCGGUGAUAGAAACUCCAGAAACAAAAGAGCAUCUGAAUCAAAGGGAUUCGGUGGACAGAAUAACCAAGGUAGCCGAACUAAGUUUGGUGAGUUCCAAGGGUCAAUCUCGAACGAACAAACGGAAUCUGAUCCGAUACGCAGAAAAAACAAAAUGGCUUCGGAGGAUUCAGGCAGACCACAGAAAGCGCACAACGUGGAUUUGAUUCAAAUAACCAGAUGGGCAGAAACAAGAACUCCAGAAGCAAAAGAUUCUUCUUCAAACAGUGGAUUCGGUCAAAAUGGAUUCAGUGGAAGAUAA
Messenger RNA from Caenorhabditis briggsae, 324 nucleotides. The coding region runs from base 1 to 324 and encodes 107 amino acids. The transcript has 2 exons. The record is from RefSeq and is a predicted model, not a curated record. Lineage: Eukaryota; Metazoa; Nematoda; Chromadorea; Rhabditida; Rhabditidae.